AUGUAUCACGUAAGAAUCUCGCAUACACGCAAUCAGGCUCACAUGCCUUCACAUUUCUACCUGGCCUGGUACAUUUGCAAAUAUGCUCACACCUUCACAUCUGCCUGCAGACAAGUGUCCACACCGCAUGCGGACGGAGCGCAACCUUUGCCCAAUGGUGUGGACUCAUGUACAGAAAGAGGCAGACCGGCAGACCGGCGCACGGGCGAGAGGCAAACGGCGAACUGUUGCCGUUGCGGGCGCAGGGAGGGCGAGCGGGUGGAGAUUGGAGGGCGAAUAGGCACCGACAUGGCCCAUUCUGUCAUGGCGCGAUGUCAACGCGACGCCGCCCGGAGACUCUGUUGUUGUCAGGGCGGGAGGGGGGCGAUGAGUAAUCGACAGAUGCCACCGGCUGCAUGUGCGCGUGUGCAACAAAUCAUGCCAACUCCUCGUGAAGUCGGGCGCAGAGACAGGGCUUUCGGCUCUGGCCAGUCGCCCACCCCUCGUCUGGCCUUCUGGCCUUCUGGCCAGUCCGGAGACAAGCAAACACUGCUCACGUCGUCAUGUCAUUCCGGCCGGAGUCAUGACAAGUUGCCUGAUGCGUCUGCAACGCAACUCGUGCCCUCUUGUCUCUCUCGGCCACCGGCACCCUUACAAGCACACAGACAGACACGAGGACGGGCACACGAUUGUGCACCGGUGACAUCGUCAGUCCACAAGCAUGAAUGA
Protopolystoma xenopodis is the source of this 708-nucleotide messenger RNA. The record is from the annotation of a GenBank genome assembly. Lineage: Eukaryota; Metazoa; Platyhelminthes; Monogenea; Polystomatidea; Polystomatidae.